AUAAUUUACAUUGAGAAAAAACAAGGUUCUAAGCAAAAAUAUGGUUUUGGAAUAAGCUAUGCAAAAAAAGCACUAAAUAAUGUGAUUCAGGCUGAUAAAGUUAAUGAAUUUGUUAAUUACUUAGAAAGAUUUAUUAAAACAAUGAAAGAUGAUUUAGACAAGCAACAGAAAAAUGCUAAUGAUAUUAAAAAUUUAGCUAUUGAUGAUCCAAUACAUGUAUGGCAUAAAGGGCGUCAACCCAACUAUUAUAAAUCAGAAGGUGAAGGGUCAUCAAAGAAAAAAGCAUGA
Messenger RNA from Racocetra fulgida, 288 nucleotides. Lineage: Eukaryota; Fungi; Glomeromycota; Glomeromycetes; Diversisporales; Gigasporaceae. The record is from the annotation of a GenBank genome assembly.